Messenger RNA from Panicum hallii, 1043 nucleotides. RefSeq names its product transcription factor ILI5. Gene Ontology annotation, molecular function: protein dimerization activity. The record is from RefSeq and is a predicted model, not a curated record. The coding region runs from base 246 to 512 and encodes 88 amino acids. Gene Ontology annotation, biological process: regulation of growth; regulation of DNA-templated transcription. NCBI's taxonomy places the organism in Eukaryota, Viridiplantae, Streptophyta, Magnoliopsida, Poales, Poaceae. The transcript has 2 exons.
CCCUCCAGCUACUGCAGAGCGACCUCCGAGUCCAGCGGCCGGCUAACCCACAGCUUCCCGUUCUCGCUAGCUAGCCAGCCAGUCAGCCCGAGCGAGCCACCGGUGGACGCAGACGAGACGCUAGCUACCUUCGUCCUCAAGCUUAUUAGCCUCCGAUCCUGCUGCCUGCUGCGAAAAGUGUUGCUUUGCUUGUCCCGGCCGGCGGCGGCGACGUACGACGACGAGAGAUAGCUGAGCGAGCGAGGAUGUCGAGCCGGAGGUCGUCGCGUGGCAACAUCUCCGAGGACGAGAUCAACGAGCUCAUCUCCAAGCUCCAGGCCCUGCUCCCCAGCUCCCGCCGCCGCGGCUCCGGCCAGGCGUCGACGACGAAGCUGCUCAAGGAGACCUGCAGCUACAUCAAGAGCCUCCACCGGGAGGUGGACGACCUGAGCGACCGGCUCUCGGACCUCAUGUCCACCAUGGACAGCAACAGCCCGGGCGCGGAGAUCAUCCGCAGCAUCCUCCGCUCCUGAUCGCGCCUUCGUGCCGCGCGCGGCGGCGGCCUGCUCGCCGGCCGGCCGCGAGAGGAGGUCAACGGCGACUACUACGACGGCCGCGGCCAUUCUCCGGCCGGCCACGUGCGGGCUCAAUUAGCUAGCUAGGGUAUAUAUAAAUAUAUAUAUCUACAAAUAUGUGUAUCUUUCUCUUCUCCCUUUUACUACCUGUCGAUCGAUCUCCAUAGAUCUGAGAUCAUCUGGCUAGCUAGCCCCAUACCAGAAUGUACUAGCUGCACGCACGCGCAUGAUGAUCUCCCUGCUAAGCUUCACCGGGUAGGACGCUAGCGCUAGGGCCUAAGCAAGCUAAGCUUUAUCCACCCUCGCUCCUCACUUAAGCUCGCCGACCUCCAUGUGAUCUCUCUGUCUGUCCUCCGCGCUAGCUCUUCUUUUGAUGCCCUGUUUGUAUUGUUGUCCCUGUAAAUUUAGUCGGUGGCUUGGAUCGAGUUGGCUAGCUCUCUUCAGACAACCGACCGACCACUACUACCUAGAGCAAAUUGAUUAUCAUCA